AAAAAAAAAAAAACAGAAAAUGGUCAAGCCAGUACCGAACAAAGUGUUCAGUACAGCCAAAUACUUAACAAGAGAUUGAACAAAGGCAUUCAACAGCUUUAACAAAAGACAAACUGAUUGUUCUAGGCCUAGUCAAUUGUGGAACUGCUAACUUUUUGGUGUCAUAUUAGUUUGCUGAAGGGAAAGUCUAGCUCACUUUGAAAUAGGUUUAAUCGUGAAUUAGUCUCCAGAAUAUCUGACCUACUUGAUAAUAUAGAGACUGGCAAUUUAGAUCGAAGAUUUAUCCAUUAUUCAACGAAAAAUACAAUUCUUUGACUGCUUCAGAAAUCGACUUAACAGCCUUUGGCUCAUAUAUCAAACCAUUCCAGCGCUAUUCAAUAUAUUCCAUUCAUUAGGGGCAAAUAGAUAUGCUUGAAUGAAGAAUGAGUUCUGAUAAUCCAACCACAUCCAUCACAAAAGCACCUACAAGAAGAGUUCUAGGAGCCGCCCCAAAGAGAAUACUAGGUGUACCCAAAUCUCCAAGUCACUCUAAACAAAGCUCUAAUGGGUCUAUCAAUACACCAACCCCAUCACCGUUGAAAAUUGAAAGACGUGAUUCACCAGCACUUGAGGAUCAUAUAACCCCUGUUAAGGCACCAGCUCCAGUAUUUAUAAAUGGAGGUGCAAAUACUCCAGAUAUUCUUUUGUCAGAGGCAGAUGUUAUAGAUGGUGUAAGCUCCCCAGAUCCAUUUAUAGAGAGAAAUCUCACAUCUCCACAACCGGAUGCUAAAUCAUCAGAUGAGAAUUUAGACGAGAUAACAUGUCCCAUUUGUGACGAGAAAAUGAUUAGUUUAUUACAAUUGAACCGUCAUCUUGAUGAUGAGCACAAAUUUCAAGAUGCAUUUGAAAGCUCAUCGUCUUCACUGAAUACAGUUACUCCUGAAAUCACAGUUACUAGAAAGCACUGGCAAAAACCGUCAGGAUAUGAUCGUUGUUUUGUCAAAGGUUGCAAGAAACAUCUAAACAUCAAAAAUGGGUUAGUCAACUGUCGUAAAUGUGGUAAACUGUUUUGUCAUGAUCAUUCUGAUUUCAGAGUUAAACUUGAUAAUAAUGCUGAUUAUUAUGCUGAAGGUGUUUGGUGUAAAUGUUGCGAAGAUUGUUUCAAAUACAAGCCAGGGUAUAACGAUUAUGGGCUGGUGAACAAUUUGACUGAACAGUUCAAACAAAAGAGACAAAGUCGGAUUGAUGAGAAACAAUUAUAUGCAAACAAACUCGAAAAGAGAAUAAUAAAUUUAACAAAAACACUGAGUCAGAUUGAUAAAGAGUUUGGCUCAACUGAUUUCAAUAGCAAUUUUUUGAACUAUAGAAUCAUUAAUAAGAAAAGGGAAGCUGAACAACAGUUGGUUCAAUGGGAAGAUGAAAAGCUGGUGCUAAAUUGUUUCUUAUGUCUUCGAAAUUUCAGUUUCACUCUUAGAAAACACCAUUGUCGUUUAUGUGGAAGAGUGGUAUGUGGUAGUGAAACUACUGGGUGCUCAAAAGAGAUUCCAGUCAACAUAUUGACAGAGCUUUUACAAGAUUUACCAAAAACCAAUGAUGAUUCACUACUAAGACUCUGCAGGAAUUGCAAAAAUGUACUAUUUUUGAAAAGAAAUUUUCAAAAAGACUUGAGGAAACCUUUUUCAAAGUUAUUGGCUAAGUUUGAAAUUCAACAGAAUGUCAAAAAGUCAAUCACAACGUUGAUGCCCAGAUUUCAGGACAUGUUGAUUAAGCUUCAAGAUGAUAAGGCUGUGAGAUCCAAGUCAAUAAUCGCUGAUGCUUCCAAACUUAGAAAAAGACUAAUGGAUACAUUUGCAAUGUUCGAUAAAUUAACAAAGGAAAUUGUUACGUUGGAAUGCUCCACUGAAAGUGAAAGUCGUAUUCAAUUAGCUAUUCAAACGGAAUCCGCUUCCUUUAUCCAAAAGAACAUGUUACCAUUGAAGUCACUGCCAAAGAUACUCAAACAACAAGAACUCAAACAGAAGGAACAACAUAAAGUGCUUAGUAGAGAAGAAGUGCAAGGGAUCAAACAAAAUAGAGAGGAACUAAUGGUGUUGAAUGAACAAAAAUUCUUGGUUGAAGAUAUGAUUGCCAAUUGUAAAGCACAAAGAAAGUUUGAUGAAUUACCACCAUUGAAUGAAAAUCUUGAUGAAUUGAAUAAAAACAUUGACCGGCUACAAGCCGCACUAGGAAAUGAAGGGUUUUAA
This is a messenger RNA of Hansenula anomala, 2222 nucleotides long. It is a transcript of the gene PEP7, whose product is annotated as phosphatidylinositol-3-phosphate binding protein. NCBI's taxonomy places the organism in Eukaryota, Fungi, Ascomycota, Saccharomycetes, Phaffomycetales, Wickerhamomycetaceae. The record is from RefSeq and is a predicted model, not a curated record. The coding region runs from base 423 to 2222 and encodes 599 amino acids. The transcript has 2 exons. Gene Ontology annotation, molecular function: metal ion binding.